AUGACCGCUAUCCAAGCCGUCUACGUACGCGGGCACGAAGAACGCCCCGAUCCUAAGCCUCACAUUGUCUACCGCAUCGAAAUUCAAGCCCAUGUCCGCUCAUGGCAAAUGUGGAGACGCUAUUCCGAGUUCGUGGAAUUACACACAGAACUCACAAAGUCUACAGGCUCUUCAUCCCCAGCACCUCUACCACCCAAAAACUCCCUCGCCAUCCUCCGCGGACCUUUUAGAGAUAGUAGUAGCAUGACCGAGGAGCGCAGGGCUGGUCUCGAGACAUACUUGCGCGCCAUAAUCAGCGCAAAGGAUGAUAAAUGGCGAGAAUGCUAUGCCUUCCGCGACUUCCUUGGUGUGCCAGUCGGCCGCUUGGGCACCAUGGCUGAAGGCAGCACAUCCUCUAAACAGUUCUCUUCUUCCUCCUGGCUCGACGAGCACCUCGAGCUGCAGGCCAAGAUUCGUGACAUCCGCGCAGAUAUAAACAAGCGGGAUGCGCUCUCUGACCGGGGAGACGUCAGUGCAUCGCAUACUGCGAAUGUUCAAGCGAAGAAGAAGCUCGCGGAAACCCUUUCUCGAGUGCGUACGCUCAAGCAGGGUCUCCAGGAACUCGGCAUGGCAGCUAUGGCGCAGGGAGAGCUGCAACGCCGUACAGACAUGGUCGCACGCUUGCAGGACGACUGCGAGAAGCUGGGAAAGAUGGUCACCGUCACUCGACAGGCUUCUCGUCCUACGGCAGCCCCUUCCUCACAGGGCUUCACAAAUGUUGCUAUCGCUCCCGAGUCGGAUCGGGCUGCACUGCUGAGCCUCAGCAAACCAGUCACGCGAGUGUUUGGGGCUAAGAAACCUCAAGAGACGGAGGUGACGAGACCGCUUGACGAUCAGGGUCUUGUGCAGUUGCAGAACACUCAGAUGGAGCAGCAGGAUGGUCAACUUGCUACACUCACGCAUAUACUACAACGCCAAAGGCACCUUGGGGAAGCAAUCGGUGCUGAGCUUGCGGUGCACAACGAGUUGUUGGAUGAACUUAAUAACGAUGUUGAACUUGUUGGGGGUAAACUCAGUAGCGCAAAGAAGCAGCUCAACCGCCUGGGAUGA
Suillus fuscotomentosus is the source of this 1089-nucleotide messenger RNA. Its product is annotated as PX domain-containing protein. Gene Ontology annotation, molecular function: phosphatidylinositol binding. The record is from RefSeq and is a predicted model, not a curated record. The transcript has a single exon. Gene Ontology annotation, cellular component: intracellular membrane-bounded organelle. Lineage: Eukaryota; Fungi; Basidiomycota; Agaricomycetes; Boletales; Suillaceae. The coding region runs from base 1 to 1089 and encodes 362 amino acids.